CUUGUCAUCGACUCACUGAGAAAAAUUACGAAAUCGAAAAUCCACAUUCGUAUUCCAAUCGUAUUUGUCUAACUGUUAGAUUCUACGUGUAUUCGUACCCUCGCUCUCAGCUAUACCAUUUCAGUAGAUUUUUCAUUCGAAUCGGAUGGUUACUUGACGAUGAGGACUAGGUUAAACAACUUGUUACUAACCAACUGAUGCAGUGCCGUAUUCACAAUACUACGAAUCCAAAGGAUUUGCUGUUAUCUAUCUGAAUAAGUCGCCAAUUUGUACUGUGAAAACAAACAUGUGUUUGCUCAGUACUACUACUCCGAAUAGUUUGGAAUAUCGAUAUUUUCCUACCACAAGGUCUCGUGUUAAGUUACGUAUAAAAGCUGGACACGAUGCAAGAAUAUGUCUACGUACUCAUUUGGGUUCUGACUCUAACAUGUACGAGAUUGUUAUUGGAGGAUGGUCAAAUACCAUGUCGGCGGUAAAGAAAAAUAGCGAAGAACCUGCAAUCGUGGAAGCCGAAACCAAAGAUAUAUUAGACGCUGACCAAUUAUGCGAUCUUUGGAUACAGUGGCUAUGCGAUGGACUGCUGAACGUGGGACGUCAGAAUGGUGAAGUUUUUAUGUCGUAUAAAGACCCAAAUCCAUUUGUUAUAAAUUAUAUAGGAGUCAGUACAGCAUGGGGUGCUACAGGAGAAUUUUUCAUAGAAGAAUCACAAUGCACUGGUACAGCUAUCAGACAACAAUUGGUCGACACAUCUAGCUUAUGGAUAGAUUAUAACGAAUCCCUUGGUCUUCCACGAAAUGUUACUGUUAUUUCAAAAAAUGACUUGUACGUAGGACGUGCUCAUCACAGAGAUUCGCUUGUACCUGGAAGUGUAAGGAAUAACGUGUGUACAGUCGCGUGGGGUGGAUUCGCGCACGAUAAGAAAGAAUUUCAAGUAUUGUGUGCUGAAAAUGUGAGCUGGGUACAGUCGUGGGACGGUAAUAUUCCAUUGAACGCUCUUCCUGCUGGCGAGUCGGAGGACGGUUAUGCUCUGUUCAUAGGGAGAGUUUUGCACGAAGGCAUAUAUUACAUCGGAAAAAUUCAGCCGAAUCACCAAGUUUGUUAUGUACCUAUAGAUGGCAGGGAAGAAUCUUAUACAAAUUACGAAGCUUUAGUUAUUUGCGAUAUCGAAGAACAUGUUGGCAGAUAAAAAUUGCCUGUAGCAAAUCUGAAAAUCAAUUCUGACUAUUUCAAUAUUUUCCAUUGUUUUUCAUGUGAAAUUAAAAUAUUUUUGCUGUUGUACACAAUUGUUCUGAAACUGAUGUAAUAAAAGAAUCUUUAAAGUUCGAAAAUAAUACGAAUACAUACGAUGCAUCAGAAAA
Molecule: messenger RNA, 1358 nt
Organism: Megalopta genalis
Lineage: Eukaryota; Metazoa; Arthropoda; Insecta; Hymenoptera; Halictidae
Source: RefSeq, a predicted model, not a curated record